AUGCGAGAACUCGGGCUUUACGUGGCAGCGUCGGGCCUCCAGGUGUCCGGCGGGCGGUGGACACCAGGGGGCGCCAGGGGGCAGCCUCGCGAUCGUCCUGCCAGGCUCGUUUCCGGCGGCGCAGGCGCAGGAGGCCGCGAGCCCUGCCGGGGUCCGCAGGAAAUCACAGAGGAUAACAACACGGAAAUGAAGCCCCAGGAUGGUAGAAGGAGUCCCCGCCACAGGGAGGUGCCCCCGGUUGUGGGGCUGCUGCUGGCCUUGGCUGUCAUGAACGCGCUCCUCUACCUCUGCCUCGAUCGCUUCUUCAUCGCCCCUCGGCGUUCUGCCCCGGACCCCCGGCACUGCCCCUCCGGUCACUUCAGAGUGGGGCGGAUGAACAACUGCUCCGCGUGGCUGUCCUGUGAGGAGCUGAGGACAGAAGUGCGGCAGCUGAAGCGUGUUGGGGAGGGAGCCGUGAAGAGAGUCUUUCUUUCGGAGUGGAAGGAACGCAAAGUCGCUCUCUCACGGCUCACCAGUCUGGAGAUGAAAGACGAUUUCCUCCACGGACUGCAGAUGCUGAAAUCUCUGCAGAGUCAACACGUGGUCACGCUGCUUGGCUUCUGUGAAGAGGACAACACUAUUCUCACUGAGUACCACCCCUUAGGGUCGUUGAGCAGCCUGGAAGCGACGCUCAACCUUUCCAAGUACCAAACGGUGAACACCUGGCAGCAGCGGCUGCAGCUGGCCAUGGACUACGUGGGCAUCAUCCACUACCUGCACCACAGCCCCCUGGGCACGCGGGUCAUGUGCGACUCCAGCGACCUGCCCAAGACGCUGUCCCAGUACCUGCUGACCAGUAACUUCAGCAUCGUGGUGAACGACCUGGACGCCCUGCCCCUGGUGAACCGCAGCGCCGGGGCGUUGGUGAAGUGCGGCCACAGGGAGCUUCACGGGGAUUUUGUGGCUCCGGAGCAGCUGUGGCCCUAUGGAGAGGACGUGCCUUUUCGCGACGAUCUCAUGCCCUCGUACGACGAGAAGAUCGACAUCUGGAAGAUUCCCGACGUCUCCAGUUUCCUUUUGGGGCACGUCGAAGGGAGCGAUAUGGUCCGAUUCCAUUUGUUCGAUAUUCAUAAGGCCUGUAAGAGCCAGACUCCUGCAGAGAGGCCCACUGCGCAGGCCGUUCUGGACACUUACCAGAAGGUUCUGAGUUUACUCAGAGACACCGUGACGUCUCAGACCAGAGAAAUGCUAUGAAGACUAGUCCGGUCAGUGAAGGGUGCAAGUUAAGGAACAAGUGGAACCGUUACAGCAGUUCUGCUCUGACAGUGAGCUUGCUGCUGUUCAGCCAGGUGGCUCUUCCUCUGUACCCAUGUGCACAUGUGAGCGGCUGCCUCUGCUGGCCACCUGGGCGGAAAUUGCUAAGCCAGAGCAACCGACUUCAUCUAAGUCUGGCUUCACUUCUAACACUGAUCUCUCCCAGGAGAAGAUGCAGAGAAGCAGUGAAUCUGACCCGUAUCUGAAGGAAGUAACUACAGAAAGAUGUAGCUGCAAAGAGCCUUUCCCUGUCCUAAUAACUGAGUUUGUAAGCUUGUAAGAAAGAUAGAUAGAGAAGAUUUUUAAAUGGCAGUAUAUGAAAGAAACAUAGAAAGUUCUCCAAAGAAUUUUCUUUCCUCUUUUUUAGAUGGUAAUCAACAUACCAGGUCCUGGGAGUAUCCCUGGUCUGCUUCACUUUUAUGGGUGAGGCCACUCUUACUGUUUUAUAUGAUUGCUCUGUGAAGCUCCAGUGCCAUCCUCCUUCCUAGGAGCUUAAGAAGAACUAUGAUGGCAUGCUCUUUGAAAUUUGUUUUUAAAUAUAUUUCUACUGGAGGCCCAGUGCAUGA
Eptesicus fuscus (big brown bat) is the source of this 1859-nucleotide messenger RNA. RefSeq names its product protein O-mannose kinase (gene POMK). The coding region runs from base 1 to 1233 and encodes 410 amino acids. The record is from RefSeq and is a predicted model, not a curated record. The transcript has 4 exons. Gene Ontology annotation, molecular function: ATP binding; protein kinase activity; carbohydrate kinase activity. Lineage: Eukaryota; Metazoa; Chordata; Mammalia; Chiroptera; Vespertilionidae. Gene Ontology annotation, biological process: protein phosphorylation; protein O-linked glycosylation; carbohydrate phosphorylation. Gene Ontology annotation, cellular component: endoplasmic reticulum membrane.